Messenger RNA from Neodiprion fabricii, 2308 nucleotides. RefSeq names its product protein YIPF3-like. The transcript has a single exon. The record is from RefSeq and is a predicted model, not a curated record. The coding region runs from base 139 to 831 and encodes 230 amino acids. NCBI's taxonomy places the organism in Eukaryota, Metazoa, Arthropoda, Insecta, Hymenoptera, Diprionidae.
UAAAUAACAUAUAUUCUAACGUAACCAAAUUACUCUCCUGCGAUUAGUUAUCCAUCUCAAAGCCUUCGAUGAAUCAGUUUUUUUUUUUUCUGAAUUGUGAAUUAGAUUUAAUAGUUUAAUAUUUCCCAUCGGUUUACCAUGGCGUACAAAGGAUCAGCCGUUAUAUUGGUGCCUACAGAUUCCAAACAAUAUUGCGUUAAAGUUGAUGGCCAUGUUUCGUUUGUCAAUCGUUAUAUGAAAGUUACACCCUACGAUAUUGGAAGACGGAUUAUAGCUUCCCUCGGACCUCCUUGUAACAAGAAAUUUAGAAUUGAAAAUAUAGAUCUAGUAGGACCCCUCCUAGCAGUCUUAAUUUUAAUUGCAAUUCUACAUUACGGAUAUAGGAUUAAAGAGCCGUCGGCUACAGAUUUAACUAUGGCUCCUGUAACUUCAGUGCUGCUAUAUAUUGUUGUGAAUCCCUGUCUAGGUUUUGUGCUCUGUAAAUUGGCACGCGCAAGUAUGGUAUUCUGGGAUUUAGUUGGGUUGUUGGGCUAUGCCUUGUAUUCUCAUCUCAUAACGUUAAUUCUGAGCCUUAUGAUAUAUCAAGAAGAAAGUAACGCGUUCUUUUUCCUAUGUUUACUUUCAUUUGGAGGACUGAGUGCUCUUAGAGUAUGUAUCCUUCUUAUAACUAGUAUACCCAAACCUGCUGCUCGACUUUUAGUUUGUUCUACAUUAUUCAUAAAUCACUUGUUAUUCUUAAUUUUCUUACACUUUACCUAUAUGCAUCCGACGUUUAUAUACGGCAGAGGCAGCGACAAACGUGUACCCACAAAAAUACAUACAAAUUUGUAAGUGAAAUUUUUAGAGAAACCUACAAAAUAAUAAGCAUACUUGUGAAUUCUUCAAUAUCAUUUGGCAUCAAUUGGCUUACCAACUAAAUUAACUUUUUAUAUUGCGUUGAUAGUGUCUACAGCCAAUUGUGAGCAGACUUUGUAGUUUGUGGAAAAUGUUUCAAAUUUAAUUGUUUUUAGACUAGAUUACAACAUUUAUAAUCCGUUUGGAUUAUCCAAUGUAAUUUUACUCAUAUAAAAGUGAAUUUGCAUCAUAUUUGUAUAUUUUUCUCAAACUUUACUAAAGCCUCUUGCAGAAAUUAACCAGCUGUGAAAAAAAAUUCUUUUUUUAAAUCCAGCAAGGUUUAUUCUGCCACAAAAUAUAGGAAAUAUAAGUCACCAGUGAACUACGAUGUAAAAAGAGAAGUUAUUUCCAAUUUCAGAUUGUAUUAUACGGCAUUUAUUUGAUAUUACAACAAGAAAAACACCAGAAUUACGAGUAUUAAGAUCAGUCCAGUUUCACUGAGCAUGAAAAUCAACUUCUUUGAAAAUUAUCUUGUUAGUUCGAUAAAGUAUCGAAAUUAUAAGUUGCAUAAUACAGCACGUACGUUUACAGUAUUCUUAGAGUUUUAUCCGUUGUAACAAAUUGGGCAGAUGAAACCUAAUGUAGCACACGUGAUUAUUGUUAAUACUUUAUAUGAAUAUUGAAUACUUUCACAAAGAAUCAACAUUAGAAAUCCAACCCAUAGAUCAAUCUUAUCUUCUAAAAUUUCUACUAUCUAUAUAGUAAUAUUAAUAUUAACAUCAUAAUCAGUCAAAGAAAAUCAUCUGUCUAACAAGCAUUCUCGACCACCUAUUCAAUCAUUUGAAAAAUAGUACAAUGAAUUACAAAGUAUUAAACUCAUAGCCCUUACAUGUGUAAUAUACAUACAGAAACACAGUUUCAUCUUUAAAUUAUACAGUCAGGACAAGCGCAAAAGAAGUAACUUACAGUGAACAGAAAAAAGUAAUUGAAGCCUGCAUUGAUACCAAAAACAGCUGUUUUCACCCCAUAUCUAAUGAUGCUAUAGCAGUAAAGGAGAUGUGAAAUCAAUACAUAUUAUUCACGGAUAUACUUUCGACGUAAUUCAGCCAAUGUCUGGAAAUGUCAAAAAAUAUAUAUACAGAUUUUACUCUCACCUCAACUGUUUGCGUAACAUGUCUGGAAAACACAAACAUACUUUUCUGAAAUUCGGCAAUUAAAAAUUAUUCUUUAGGAGUAAUGGAACUAUGUAAGAAACUGCUCAGUACAACAAAACGAACUAAUAUAUCGAUUCAAUGAUCGAGUGGAACACUAUAGAUGGUUUACAGAGAUGGGGUGUCUUUUUCCUGGAUAGGUUCGGAGUAUGUUAUUCUUAGAUUUUAAACUGAGAAACACGCAGUUGUAAGACUGUGUUUUCGUUUGAUAAACAAUGCGGAUUGCAAUUUUAUAUCUGUUGGAAAAAUUUUGCAUACAGAUA